AUGGCGCCGUUCCACACAUCCCGGGACGACGGCCGCACAAAGCGAUGGGUCGUCGACCGCCGCCCCGGACGCUACCUCCGCUUCGACACUGCCACCAAAUACUCCACCUCAAAACCCAACCUUCCCGAUACUUGUAAGACGAAGACGACGAGGCUCUUCCGCUGGGGCCACCACUUCGUCCGCCGACUCCGCCGGGGACCUCAUGGCAGUCCCGGGGAGUUCGGUGCGGAAGCGCCGCUGCUGGACGGUGAGGGUGGGCGAGGGUGGAGGACGCGGCCGCCGCCGAAGGGGCACCUGCCGGUGUACGUCGGCGGGGAGAGGGAGGGCGGUCUGCCGCGGAGGUACCUGGUGCCGGUGGUGUACUUCAACCAGCCCCUGCUCAGGGAGCUGCUGCGGGAGGCGGAGGUGGAGUUCGGGUACCACCACCCCGGCGGCAUUACCAUCCCCUGCGCCGCCGCCGAGUUCGAGCGCGUCAGGACAUGCAUUGCCGACGCCGACAAGAGGCUUCACAGAAGGAGCCCGGUUUCCCUUUGCUCCUGA
This is a messenger RNA of Musa acuminata AAA Group (dessert banana), 540 nucleotides long. RefSeq lists its product as uncharacterized. The transcript has 2 exons. NCBI's taxonomy places the organism in Eukaryota, Viridiplantae, Streptophyta, Magnoliopsida, Zingiberales, Musaceae. The record is from RefSeq and is a predicted model, not a curated record. Gene Ontology annotation, biological process: response to auxin. The coding region runs from base 1 to 540 and encodes 179 amino acids.